Molecule: messenger RNA, 682 nt
Organism: Brassica rapa (field mustard)
Lineage: Eukaryota; Viridiplantae; Streptophyta; Magnoliopsida; Brassicales; Brassicaceae
Product: blue copper protein
Cellular component (GO): plasma membrane
Molecular function (GO): electron transfer activity
Source: RefSeq, a predicted model, not a curated record
AGGUAGUCAUAAAAUAGUAUUCCCUUAUUUUUAACAAAUACUAGAAAACAAUAUGAGCACAUUUCGUUGCCUUGUCCUCAUCUUAUUCUGUCUGAUUUCAGCGGCCACAUCCGCCACUCUUACAGUGAACUGGUCCCUUGGCACCGACUACACUCCGCUUGCCACCGGAAAUACUCUUUCCGUCGGCGAUACCAUCGUGUUUAGCUAUAGUGCGGGUCACACGGUGGACGAAGUGAGCGAGAAUGACUACAAGAGCUGUACUUUAGGGAACUCCAUUACAUCGGACAGCAGCGGAACAACGACCAUAGAUCUGAAGACCACUGGUCCUCGCUACUUCAUAUGUGGAAUCCCCGGCCAUUGUUCCACCGGUAUGAAGCUAGCAGUCACCGUCGCCUCUUCAACUAAUGUAGGUGGUGGCACCACCACGCCUACCCCUUUAACCGGAGGUGGUAGCACCACCACACCAACCCCUCUCACCGGAGGUGGUGGUUACGUUCCCGCAACCACACAGGCUAUUCCUUGUGGUGGUUGGGCCGUGUCUUCUCCAGUAUGGGUUAUGAUUGUGACUUGGGCCGUUUGUUUUAUGCCUUGGAUUUGUCUUAGUUGAAAAUUUGUUGUAUGUGUGUUGGUUACCUAAAUGAAUCUUGAUAUAUACAUGUAGCAGUAGCAUGGUUUGUCUUAA